Messenger RNA from Mesorhabditis belari, 1110 nucleotides. The record is from the annotation of a GenBank genome assembly. Lineage: Eukaryota; Metazoa; Nematoda; Chromadorea; Rhabditida; Rhabditidae.
AUGUGGUGUUGGCGUCCAAAACACAUUCAUCCAAGAACCCGGAUUCGAGAGGAGAACUAUCAUUGCUGUUGCAAGAUGGGAAAAGCUAAGAUCGGAUUUGCUGUAUUUCUCGUUCUCGACGCGGUCUUUCUGAUCUUUUUGGGUGCCUCGAUCUUCCUUGGAACUCAAGAUACCCGUUUGCCAUUGGGAAUUAGCUUCGGCGUCUCACUCCCAAUCAUGCUCCUCGGCAUCAUCUCACUUAUCACACUCAAGCCACUCUUCAUGCAAGCCUACGGAAUCAUUUACACCAUUUCCCUAAAUCUUAUCAUUUCACCAUUGGGAAUCUAUUUCUCGGCGACGAAUAAUCGAUUGUCGCUUCCAAUUCGAUUGCUGGCCACCGCCGAGAAUAUUAUUCGAUUCGCCUAUUCUGUCUGCUAUAUGCCCUACAUUUAUUGCCGGUUGGCGCCAACUUAUUUAUUGAAGAAAUAUCAGUGUGGAUGGCCGUUUUAUUGGUUCUCUAUGGGUCUCUUCGACAAGAUCAUCCUUUAUUAUCCCCUCUACGAUAUGGCUCAGCAUUGUCAAUUGAUGAUCUCAAUAAAUCGCUUCUUUGCCGUUCAUUUUGACGGGUUUCUCUUUCGAUACACCCUCAAAUGGCCACUUGUACAAGUGGCAUUGCCAUUUGUGAUUCGAAUUGCGGUGGCUCAAGUAAAGAUCUCCUUCUUUCCACCAAAUCUCAUGGAGGGUGGCAUCUAUUUCGAUGAUUAUAUCGUGAAUUUCUUCAAUUUUCUCAUGUGCUCUUUGGAUUUUAUGACCUGGCGAAGGAUGAAAGCUUUGAGAAGAGAUGGAAAGAUUACACGAUCCGAAUUGUUAUUGCUUUUUCAAAUGUUGACAUUCUCGUUUCUCAUAAUCGCCAACACAAUCAUUCUCAAUUUCACGCAAAACAUUUGCUCAUACUUUUUUGGCGCCAACGUCUCUGAAUUACUCUAUUCGACGCCAUACUCCUUUCAGGCGAUCUUUUUCGUUGGGAUCAACAGCAUCACAAGUGUAUUCUUCUUGCGGAAACCAAAAGAAAAGCCGAUCACUUCUUCGAUUAUUUCUGUGAACACAAGGACAACAAAUAUGAGAUCACAU